CACUCUAUCCUGUACGCUUCCAUUAGUAAGCUUCCUUAUCUUUACCCUUUCUUCCAGAUCAGAGACUCAGCUGUAAUGGAGAACCACUGAGUGCCUUUGUUCUGUGAACUUCAGCUGGGAGAGCCCAGGCAGGGUAACAAUGGUGAGGUCCUGGACCUUCCAUCUGCUUGACCUUUCUGUCUGCCUCACCUUGGUCCAGCUGCUCACCCCCUGCUCAGCUCAGUUUGAUGUGAUUGGACCCCCUGAGCCCAUCCUGGCCAUGGUGGGUGAAGACGCUGAGCUGCCCUGUCACUUGUCCCCGAAGAUGAGCGCUGAGAGCAUGGAGUUGAAGUGGGUGCGAUCCAGCCAAAGGCAGGUGGUGCACGCGUAUGCUCACGGGAAGGAACAAGAGAUGGCAGAGUAUCGCGGGAGAACUUCGAUUUUAAGACAGAACAUCACCGAGGGGAAGGCUGCUCUCCGGAUUCACAACGUCAGAGCCUCUGAUGGCGGACUGUACCUCUGUUAUUUCCAAGUCGGUGAUUUCUAUGAGAAAGCCCUGGUGGAGCUGAAGGUUGCAGCGCUGGGCUCUGAUCUUCACAUUGUUAUGAAGGACUACGGGGAUGGAGGGAUCCAUCUGGAGUGCACAUCUGCCGGCUGGCAUCCACAGCCCCAAGUGGAGUGGAGAGAUGCCAGGGGAGAGAGCUUGCCCACUGUGGCAGUGUCUGUGGAUGCAGAUGGCAGGGGCCUGUAUGCAGCCACAUCAUCUGUGAUCCUGAAACGGAGUUCUGGGAAGGGGGUCCUCUGUGCCAUCAGAAACCCCCUGCUCAGCCUGGAGAAGACAGCCGGGGUUUCCAUCGCAGGCCCCUUCUUCUCCAGCGCCCAGCCUUGGGUGACAGCUGUCUGGGUGACCCUGCCAGCUCUCCUGGGGCUCCUGGCGGUGGUUGGGUGCUUUCUGCUGCGACAGCAGAAAAAAAACAAGGCUCUGUGCAAGGAAAACGAAAGGCAGCGAGCGGAGAAAGAUGCUGCGAAGGUGGAGGAGCAGCGAGAGCGAAGCGCCAAAGAGAAGCUGCAGGACGAACUCAAGUGGAGGAAGGUCCAGUACCUGGCACUAGCAGGAAAUAAUGUGGAUGAGAUUGGUGGACUCCAGCACACAUACACGUACCCUUAUGCACACUGCGCCCAGGAUCAGGCAGGAGGGGGUACGUCUCAGGCCUAUGCUGAGUGGAAGUUGGCCCUCUUCCAACCUGCGGAUGUGACUCUGGACCCGGAAACUGCGAACCCCAUCCUCCAUGUUUCUGAGGACCAGAGGAGCGUGCAGCGGACUGACACACGGCAAAACCUUUUAGACAACCCUGAGAGAUUUGACUGGCAUUACUGUGUGCUGGGCUGUGAGAACUUCACGUCAGGGAGACAUUUCUGGGAGGUGGACGUGGGGGACAGGAAAGAGUGGCAUCUUGGGGUGUGUAGGGAGAAUGUGGAGAGAAAAUGUUGGGUUAAAAUGACACCUGAGAAUGGUUUCUGGACAAUGGGACUGUCAAAUGGGAAUGACUACCGGGCUCUAACAGAGCCCCGGACCAAACUGACAGUUGUCAACCCUCUUGUAAGAGUGGGUGUUUUUCUGGACUAUGAGACAGGGGAGGUCUCAUUCUACAAUGCCAUCGAUGGAUCACACAUCUACACCUUCCCACACACCUCCUUCUCUGGACCUCUGUGGCCUGUUUUUAGGAUUUUGACGUUGGAGCCCACUGCCUUGACCAUUCGCCCAGCACAAAAAGGAGUAAGGAGUUCCCCUGUGAAUGUCCCAGUGCCUGAACCUUCCCUGAAGACCCCAGUGGCCCCUGGUUCAGCUGAUGGAAAUGGGGACCCUCAGCCUGAAGUAAUGUCUUUGCUCCUCCCUGCCUGGCCUGCAACUGAGGGCCUUCUCUACAGCAAAACGUCACAGUAAUAAAAUAC
This is a messenger RNA of Molossus molossus (Pallas's mastiff bat), 1932 nucleotides long. It is a transcript of the gene BTN3A3, whose product is annotated as butyrophilin subfamily 3 member A3. The record is from RefSeq and is a predicted model, not a curated record. Lineage: Eukaryota; Metazoa; Chordata; Mammalia; Chiroptera; Molossidae. The transcript is spliced from 11 exons. Gene Ontology annotation, biological process: regulation of cytokine production; T cell receptor signaling pathway. Gene Ontology annotation, molecular function: signaling receptor binding. Bases 140 to 1924 code for a protein of 594 amino acids. Gene Ontology annotation, cellular component: external side of plasma membrane.